AACAUACGCCACAGUCUGUGUGCGCAGCAAGACAUGUACUGUUGCUCUCAAAGGAUCUACUAUCCAUGUUCUCUGAAAUCAAAUGUCAGGACCAAGAAGGGAAUACAACCAUCUCAUCACAGCUCUGCUGACGUGAUGGACCUUUAUCUGCUUCAUCUAAAGUGCAGGACGUGGUUACCUCUGAGAUGAUGGAGGACAGGAACAGACUUGUUCUUGUGAUGGAGCAGGGUGAGGUGGAUGUGGAAAUAGGUCAAACCAAAGCUCAGCCACAGAUCAACAACGGCAGACAUAACUGGUCAAAUGGUCAGUGUGUUGUGGCAGUGCCGAGCCUCUCAUCGCUAAACCCCAGCUUUGAUCUGUCUCUGUGCCGGGCCAAACUGGAGAAUGACGGCUUCCAGAUACCAGUCAGCGACAUGGAGGCUCCACUGAAGAUAGCUCUGGACGUUCCCUCAGUCAAGAGAUACGUGGUUUUCAACUCGGCUCUCUUCCAUUUCAUAUUGGCACCGAUGCUGUAUGUGAUAGUGUGGUGUGCCUUGUUCUCCACCCUCCACCUCUACAUGACUGUCAGUGACUACUGGGUCCUCUGUCUCUCUGUCAGUCUGGUCUCCAUCUUCCUCACCACCACCAUCAUCUUCAUCCUUCAUCAUAGUAACAAAGAGCUCAACAUGAACUUAGAUGUUCGGUUAAUCCAGGUGAAUGAGAGGAUGGUGAAACACAAGCUGCUGGUGGCCGUGGCUGACUGGGUACAAAACUGCAACGGAAACAUGCAGCUGUACUUUGUGUACUGGGACAUGUCCCACUGUCUGAGGGCGCUGACUGAAACUUUAGAGGAGCGCAGCUCUGUGGCGAAUGACACCCAGAAAAAAAUGAAGAAAAAAAUGUCCCAUCUCGUCCUCACGGCUGAGAUAAAGACUGUUGACCCCGAGGUUGGUGGGUCAGAUGUGGAGGAGGACGAGGAGGUUGUGGAUGAACAGAGGCCUCUGCUGAGAAACGAGGAGAGGAACUGCCAGCGGCAGGACGUCAGUAUUGCCACCAUCUUCAGCCUCGUCCCUGACGCAUCGUUACCUGCUCAGGCUAAAGCCUACCAGCUUCUGAUGACUUACAGUGCAGCUUAUGUGAAGCUGCUGGUGUCUGAGAGGCUGUCAGGACCGACACACCACCACCCACGUUCCCAGAGGAAUCACUGUACCACCGCCCCUUUCUGCCUCUGCCAGUACAUCAAAAAGAAGAUCCUUCGAUAAGACAGUUGUCAAAACACGGAGCUGCUACACUGAACUGGUGGACUCUUUUUUUAAGACCUUUUUUAAGGUUUGCACACAUUCUCUUGAACAGACAGAAUGACAUUUUGAUCAAAUGAAGGAACUGUUUGGAGAUCCAAUGUUUUCAAGGUUGUUUCUCCAGCCAGCAGGCUACUGUACCCCCGCUGCUGUGUUCAUGCCAGCUCCACGUUUGCACCACCUGGACCUUUGUCCAUUUGGUCCCAACAAUCACUGCAUCCUGCCAAAUACUGUCACACUGAGAACACACUGAGGUCUACUCCGGCUGCUGUAAAACAAUAUUUGUACUCUUGUAUACAUGACAAUCAUGGCCUCAGUUACUGCUGUUGAUUAUUGUGAUCUGAUUUUUAGUAAAUUCUAUUGUAUUUAUAUCUGGAAGCACUUGUGCUUUACUUGAUGUUUUUAUUUUGUGCUACUUUACACUUCUACUGCACUACAUUUGUCGUGGCUUCUGUGUUUUGUUACUUCCUGUCUUUGUCUGUUUCCUGCCUGUUUAGUUCUCUUAUAUUUAGUUCUCUUAUAUCAUGUCUUUCCCUCUUUCUCUUUCUUUCAGGCUGUAACUGUCUUAGUGCUUCUGAUGGGAUUUUUCUUGGAUGGUUAGAUGAAGUCUGUUUUGACCUGGACUCCUCAGUUGCCUUUUGUUUAUUUUGUGUUAACCUACCUUUCCCAGUACAACAUGAAAAUGA
Molecule: messenger RNA, 1963 nt
Organism: Larimichthys crocea (large yellow croaker)
Lineage: Eukaryota; Metazoa; Chordata; Actinopteri; Sciaenidae
Gene: tmem268
Product: transmembrane protein 268
Exons: 9
Coding region: 186-1241 (351 amino acids)
Source: RefSeq, a predicted model, not a curated record